AUGGCUUUAUGGAUCCAGACAUUGAGCAUUUUGAGCUGUAUUUGCAUCACCUUAUCCAAAAAUGAGGAACUGAAAUUUUUUCAGAGUGCUACGGAGCUAAACCAUCUAACAGUGGAUAAUGACACUGGGAUAAUCUAUUUGGGAGUGGUAAAUGCUCUGUACCAGCUUACAGAAAACCUGGAUGUAAUCAGGUUUGUAAGAACAGGUCCAAAAAAGGACAACAAAAAGUGCACACCUCCCAUUGAUGAAAAUCAGUGUAAAGAGGCCGUACUGACUGACAAUUAUAACAAAUUACUGUUGCUGAACAAGGCGGAUAAAACAAUUGUGGUGUGUGGAAGCCUUUUUAAGGGAAUCUGUGCCAUCAGAGAUCUAGAAGACAUUAGCAAUCAGACGUAUUAUGUAGACUACUGCGGAGAAAAGUCCUUUGUAGCAAGCAACGAUGAGAAUGUAUCAACUGUGGGAUUGAUCACUUCCUUGAAUAACGACCGAGUGCUGUUUGUUGGGAAAGGGAACGGACCAAAUGAUAACGGGAUAAUAAUCAGCACUCGGCAGCUCUACGAAAGGGAUGGAAAAGACAUUUUUGAAAUGUAUACAGACUCGGCAGCUGUUAAGUCAGCUUACCACUCGUCAAGCACACAACAGUUUGUGGCAGUCUUUGAGGAUAAAAAUUAUGUUUAUUUUAUUUUUAAUCAGCAAGAGAAACAGCCUGUCAAUAACCGCACACUGAUUGCGCGUCUGUGCAAAGAUGACGCCCAUUAUUAUUCCUACUUUGAAAUGGACCUGGGUUGCAAAGAUGAUGAUGGUGCGUAUGACCACUGUCAUUCUGCUUACGUCACUACCCCGGGAGAGGAGUUGGCUGAGAGCAUGGCUCAGCAGAGACAAGCUACGGAUGCUCUCUCAGAUGACAAAGUUCUUCUUGCACUCUUCAGCAAAGUAAACAAAGAUAACGGCUCUCUGAAAUCUGCCAUGUGUGUGUUUUCCUUGCGGCACAUCAAUGAAAAGAUGGAAAAAAACCGGAACGACUGCUACACUAAAAAGAAUACCAGCUCAUUUUACAAACUUUUUUCAGCAGAAAACCCGUGUGCAUCACAUGGACUGAAUGCAAGCAAAAAUUUCCCCUGUGGCUCCGAGCACUUGCCGUACCUUUUGGGAAGUAAGAAUGGUGUUAUAGAGAAGCCGGUACUACAAAAAGAAGGGGUGAAUCUCACCGCCGUCACUGUGGCUGUGGAGAAUGGGCAUACCGUGGCCUUUCUGGGAACGUCGAAUGGUAAAAUUCUUAAGGUGUUCCUGGCAUCCACUGCAGCUGAGUACAGCUCUCUUAGUAUUGAACCAAACAAACCCAUAAAGAAAGACCUGGUUCUUGACCAAACCCAAGAAAAUCUGUAUGUGAUGACCACAGACAAGGUGCAUCAGCUGCCUGUACAGGACUGCCACAAAUAUUCAGACUGUGAGAAGUGUACUCAAGCGAGGGAUCCGUACUGUGGCUGGUGCGUGAGAGAGGGCAGGUGCACAAAGAAGGCAGACUGCGGAACAGCCGAUAAGGAGAACCACUGGCUGUGGAGUCCGAGUGGCACAUGCAUGACUAUCAUUAGUGCAGACCCUCUAAAUAUGAGUCGCAGAGCCCCUGCUAAGGUGGAACUGACUGUAAGUCCGUUGCCAGCUUUGGCUGAGAGUGACAAGGUUUUGUGCACAUUUGGUGAAACAACCCAUUAUGCUCAGUUAAAAGAAGGGGUUAUUAUCUGUGAUCCGCCUGAUAUAAUUCCUCCAACACCGAAAGGUCAAGAUCAUGUUUCAGUUCCACUUCAGUUAACCUUUGGAGAGAACAAGAUAUUCUUUGCAUCACAUACUUACCCUUUUUAUGACUGUGAAGAAGCAAUGAAUCUUUUUGAAAAUCAGCCAUGCUAUUCCUGUGCAAGCAAUAGAUGGAAUUGCCAGUGGGACUGGAAGAGACAUAUCUGUGAAGAGUCCUCUUCAGUACAGGAUGUGAUUAAACAAAAUAUGGAAGAAGAAUGCCCGCAGUUUCUAAACCCUAACCCUCCGAUAAUACCUAUGGAGUACCGAACAACAGUGUAUUUUGAGGGAAGACAUCUAGCUUAUUACCGGGGAAAACAAUUGGAAGUUGGAAACAGCCAGUUUGAAUUCAAAGCUCUUGUUGAUGAAUCUGAAGGAAAAUUUUCAUUCAUGAGUGAAGAGUUCUCCUAUAGUGCAGAUGAGACCCUACGACUUAACUUAUCCAUAACAGCAGAUAAGGUCAAGAUUGACAGCAAACUGAUGGUGACUCUGUACAACUGCUCCUAUGGACGAAGCGACUGCAGCUUAUGCCUCGCAGCCCAUCAUGACUAUAAGUGCGUCUGGUGUGAAGAAGUGGGCAAGCCUAGCAAGUGCCUUUAUGAAAAACUCUGUCACGCUCCUCCCACUGACACGUGUCCUCAUCCAAAAAUCACUCGCAUUGAGCCAAAAACUGGACCACUAAAUGGUGGAAUUCUUUUGACCAUAAUAGGAUCUAAUUUGGGAAUAAAAGCAGAAGAUGUAAAAAAUAUAAUGGUGGCAGACAAGGAAUGUCUUUUCAAAGAGGAAUUCUACUCUGUUUCCACAAGGAUUGUAUGUGAAGUUGGACCAAUGAAUGAAGCAAAACAAGGUGAAAUUGAAGUUAACAUCAAUGGAAAAUUAGGUAACUCAUCAAGUGAAGUGCAGUUUACAUACCAGAAUCCUCAGCCUUAUCAAAUAAGACCUCAAAUUGGUCCACAAGCGGGUGGAACCACACUUACCAUCACUGGUAUAAACCUGGCCACUGGUUCCAAGAAGGACGUCAGAGUUUCAGUCGGUAGCCAGCCUUGCAAUGUCACUGAAUUUGGAGACGAGAUCGUUUGCAUCACAGGACCUAAUAGCAAGGUUGGACCUGUUCAAGUCACCAUGAACUAUGGGGGCAUGACAAUUAAUGUGCCACAGUCGUUUUCAUACAGUGAGAAUCCUACUGUCACCAAGUUCCUGCCAGUAAAUAGCUUCAGCAGUGGAGGGAGAAAUAUUACAGUAACUGGAACUGGUUUUAAGCUCAUCCAGAGUUUCUCCUUGGUGGUACACGCAGAGCGUCCAGAAGGAGGGAAAAUGAAUCGCAAAAGGUUUGAUGGAAAGGUUGUUACAAGACUCAAUGAAACCACAGUGGUUUUUUCUUCCCUACCGAUACUGGAAGACCCAGAAAACUAUAACAUUACCACUAUUAUUCUAAUGGAUCAUUAUCAUUUGGUUGUAAAAAAUGAGAGCCACUCCUUUGCCUAUGUUGCAGACCCGACCUUUGAAAACUUCACAGACGGUAUCAAGAAACAAGUCAACAAACUUAUUAAUGCAAAGGGCAGUAACCUGAACAAAGCCAUGACGAUAGACGAGGCCCAGGCUUUUGUGGGUGACGAGCCUUGCAAUAUAAAAACACUCACUGAAACGGACUUGUACUGUGAGCCACCAGAAGUACAGCCUCAACCAAAGAAGCGGCAGAAGAGAGAUACCAUCAAUAACCUCCCUGAAUUCAUUGUGAAAUUUGGGCUCCGAGAAUGGGUCCUCGGAAGGGUGGAAUAUGAUACACGUGUGAGUGACAUCCCACUGAAUCUUAUUUUGCCACUGGUACUUAUUCCUAUGAUAGCAAUCAUCGUCAUUUCUAUCAUCUGUUACAGACGCAAGAGCCAACAAGCAGAACGAGAGUAUGAAAAAAUUAAAUCACAACUGGAAGGCCUGGAGGAGAGUGUCAGAGACCGGUGCAAGAAGGAAUUCACAGAUCUAAUGAUUGAGAUGGAGGAUCAGACAAAUGAUAUCAACGACGCUGGAAUUCCAGUGCUGGACUACAAAACCUACACGGACAGAGUCUUCUUCUUGCCCUCCAAAGACGGAGAGAAAGAUGUGAUGAUUACGGGGAAGCUGGACAUUCCUGAGGCCAGGCGGCAGACUGUGGAGCAGGCUUUGAACCAGUUCUCCAACCUUCUCAAUAGCAAAUCAUUCCUCAUUAAUUUUAUUCACACGCUGGAAAACCAAAGGGAGUUCUCUGCUCGAGCUAAAGUGUAUUUUGCAUCUUUACUGACAGUUGCUUUACAUGGAAAACUAGAAUACUACACUGACAUCAUGAGGACGCUGUUCUUAGAACUGAUGGAGCAGUAUGUUGUGGCCAAAAACCCAAAGCUGAUGCUAAGAAGAUCUGAAACGGUUGUUGAGAGAAUGUUGUCUAACUGGAUGUCUAUUUGUUUAUAUCAGUACCUCAAGGACAAUGCCGGGGAGCCUCUUUAUAAAUUGUUCAAAGCUAUCAAACACCAGGUAGAAAAAGGCCCAGUGGAUGCUGUACUAAAGAAAGCCAAGUAUACAUUGAAUGACACAGGCUUACUGGGAGAUGAUGUAGAGUAUACGCAGUUGACAGUAAAUGUGUAUGUGCAAGAUGGAGGAAGCGAUUCCAUACCUGUGAAAGUGCUGAACUGUGAUACGAUAUCACAAGUAAAGGAAAAGAUAAUAGACCAAGUCUAUAGAAAUCUGCCGUGUUCUCAGUGGCCAAAAGCUGAGAGUGUAGUUCUUGAGUGGCGUCCAGGUUCUACUGCACAGAUCCUCUCAGACUUGGAUUUAACAUCCCAAAGAGAUGGCAGAUGGAAACGUAUCAACACACUAAUGCAUUAUAAUGUCCGAGAUGGUGCCACGCUCAUCUUAUCAAAAAUGGGAAUUUCCCAGCAGCCAGAGGAUAAUCAGCAAGAUGUCCCAGGGGAAAGGCAUGCACUCCUGGAAGAUGAGAAUAAGGUCUGGCAUCUAGUCCGGCCAGUAGAUGAAAUAGAUGAAGGUAAAUCGAAGCGCGGCAGCGUGAAGGAAAAAGAGAGGACCAAAGCUAUUACAGAAAUCUACCUGACCAGACUUCUCUCUGUGAAGGGGACACUUCAGCAGUUUGUAGAUAACUUCUUUCAUAGCGUGCUCAACUCGAACCAUGUGGUGCCACCGGCUGUGAAAUACUUCUUUGACUUUCUUGAUGAGCAAGCAGAAAAACAUGACAUCAAGGAUGAAGAUACCAUUCACAUCUGGAAAACAAACAGCCUGCCUCUUAGAUUCUGGGUAAACAUACUGAAAAAUCCCCAUUUCAUCUUCGAUGUACAUGUUCACGAAGUAGUGGAUGCUUCCUUGUCAGUCAUUGCACAGACUUUCAUGGAUGCUUGCACAAGAACAGAGCACAAAUUAAGCAGAGAUUCUCCAAGUAAUAAAUUACUUUACGCGAAAGAAAUCUUUAACUAUAAGAAAAUGGUGGAAGA
Molecule: messenger RNA, 5264 nt
Organism: Eurypyga helias (sunbittern)
Lineage: Eukaryota; Metazoa; Chordata; Aves; Eurypygiformes; Eurypygidae
Gene: PLXNB2
Product: plexin B2
Exons: 32
Biological process (GO): positive regulation of axonogenesis; regulation of GTPase activity; regulation of cell migration
Cellular component (GO): semaphorin receptor complex
Molecular function (GO): protein binding; semaphorin receptor activity
Source: RefSeq, a predicted model, not a curated record